Alligator mississippiensis (American alligator) is the source of this 2118-nucleotide messenger RNA. It is a transcript of the gene CBLN4, whose product is annotated as cerebellin 4 precursor. Gene Ontology annotation, molecular function: protein binding. The coding region runs from base 347 to 1003 and encodes 218 amino acids. The transcript has 3 exons. The record is from RefSeq and is a predicted model, not a curated record. Lineage: Eukaryota; Metazoa; Chordata; Crocodylia; Alligatoridae.
GCGUGUGCGCAUCCAGGAUGCCGGCAGCCCGGCGCUCCCCCUGCCCAGCCAGGUGCUCGCUGGGCGGCUUCCUUCUGACAUAACUCUUCGGGGAGUUGAGGGCGGGCGGGAGGCAGCGGCAGACACCACAUCUGGGCAGGCUCGGGCUGAGCCGCGUCCUCCGCCGCAUCCCGCAGGACCGGGGGUUGCGGAGCCGGGCGGGCGGGCGCAGCGGAGCGGAGCGGAGCAUGGCAACGUGAAGGGGCCGGGGUCCUUCCUCCGCCUCCCCUCCCGCCCCUCGCCUGUGCGCGGCGCUGCGCGAGCUGCGGGGCGGCCGCACGUCGGGGCUGGGCUGCCCGCGCCCUGGAUGCGGCGGCGGGCGGGCGGCGCGGGUCGCGGGGCGCGGGCCGGCGGGAUGGGCGCGGGCGCGGGCGCGGGGCGCGGGGCGCUGGCCGUGCUGCCCGCCGUGCUGCUGGCGCUGGCGCUGCCCGGCCGGGCGCAGAACGACACGGAGCCCAUCGUGCUGGAGGGGAAAUGCCUGGUGGUUUGCGACUCCAACCCGGCCACGGACGGCAAGGGCUCGUCGUCCUCCCCGCUGGGCAUCUCGGUGCGGGCGGCCAACUCCAAGGUGGCCUUCUCGGCCGUGCGCAGCACCAACCACGAGCCCUCGGAGAUGAGCAACAAGACCAGGAUCAUCUACUUCGACCAGAUCCUAGUAAAUGUGGGCAAUUUUUUCACGUUGGAGUCUGUCUUUGUAGCACCAAGAAAAGGAAUUUACAGUUUCAGUUUUCAUGUAAUUAAAGUCUAUCAAAGUCAAACAAUCCAGGUUAAUUUGAUGCUAAAUGGAAAACCCGUCAUUUCUGCUUUUGCUGGGGACAAAGAUGUUACUCGUGAAGCUGCUACUAAUGGAGUCCUGCUCUAUCUAGACAAGGAGGAUAAGGUUUACCUGAAACUAGAGAAAGGUAAUCUGGUCGGUGGAUGGCAGUAUUCUACAUUUUCUGGCUUUCUGGUCUUCCCCCUGUAAAAUCAGUUUUCCCUGUGACACCCAUCCAGGUGUGGACCAAUCAUUGCCUUUGUUACAUGAAGAUCAUUUUGUCAUCAUUGGAUUGAUGUUUCUUUAUUGGUUUCUCAUGGGUGAAUAUGGAUUCUAUUUAUGGAUUUUGGCCCUAUCUGAACUACUCCGAAGUUUCAAAGAAUUUUGUGUGUUGAAAUACAGUAUAUUUGGAUUGAGACUUAAAGCAGACAAUAAGUAUCUAUGCUUAAUGUUACAGUCUAAAGCUGCCUGCAAGAUUUAUUCGGUUUUCAUUUAAUGGACUUACUGGAUUCAUGGGAGAAGUGGAUUUUCCUUUGUUUUAAAAAGACUGGCAACCAGGUCUAUAAUUUAGGAGAUUUUGAGUUCAGACUUCAAUCAAGAGUUAGUGUGUUGCUGCCAAAGAACUGUAUAUUGAUAUAUUGGUUAUACAUGUUUUUGUUCAUUUGGACUUAAUUGACAUAAUUUAUUCCAUUGUCUUGAGAAAGGUAAUCAUUAUUGAUAAGUGAGUGACUUUAUUUCUCCUCUGUGUGUAGUGUGCUUGAUGGUUCACCCAUAUAGUUACUCUCUGUCAAUGAUCACGAUGGAGACUAUCCAACUGAAAGCUAAAGGGUCAUGGUUAUGUUUUAAUUGGACCUGUAAGGCAUUCAUAUUUUCCAUAUGGUAUUUUCUAAUAACAAGAGCAUUAUAACACUAAAAAAAAAAUUUAUCAGGGUUAAAAGUGAUCAGUCUGGCACAACUCUGCAAAACAGCUUUGCCCUGCAGGAAAUCUCACACUUGUUCUUCAACUUUAAUUAACAUGAUUGAUAAUAACCACUUUAUUAAAAACCUGUGGGAUUCCUUCUGUAGACAUAACCACUUUAUUAGCUGGAGAUGAGUCCCCAUGUUUGUAAUUAUGUCUAUUUUUCAAACCUUCUGUUGUGUUAAAGGUAUCAUCUGGUUUUGCCUUAACUUCACAAAUGUAUAGAUCAUCUGUUUAGCGAAUAGUACGUCCAAAUAGCUGGUACCUAACUUGGUGCAAUAUCUUUUUUGGCUUUUUGUACAGGUCAUAUGAAUUCAUACAUUUAUUUAACAUGUCACUGUUACAUAAUAAAUGUUACUAUAUAUUA